Ziziphus jujuba (common jujube) is the source of this 1424-nucleotide messenger RNA. Its product is annotated as transcription factor MYB102. Lineage: Eukaryota; Viridiplantae; Streptophyta; Magnoliopsida; Rosales; Rhamnaceae. The transcript is spliced from 3 exons. Bases 181 to 1278 code for a protein of 365 amino acids. The record is from RefSeq and is a predicted model, not a curated record.
UCCCAUACGGACCCUACAAUAUAUCCAUCUCUGUUUUUCUUCUCUUCUUAAUUUCCUCCAAAAAUCUUCUUUCUAUUUCUCUCUCCCUCUUCUUCUUUGGCAAACCAAUUAACAACAGUAACUUCAAAGAAAAGCCCGUACAAAACUUCUGAAUUAUCUAGCCUUUUUGAAAUCAACGCCAUGGGAAGAGCACCGUGUUGUGACAAAAAUGGUCUCAAAAAGGGGCCUUGGACUCCUGAAGAAGAUCAAAAACUCAUUGAUUAUAUUCAAAAGCAUGGCUAUGGCAACUGGAGGACACUGCCAAAGAAUGCAGGACUACAAAGGUGUGGAAAGAGCUGCCGACUUCGAUGGACUAACUAUCUCAGACCGGAUAUCAAAAGGGGUCGAUUUUCUUUUGAAGAGGAAGAGACAAUUAUCCAACUGCAUAGUAUACUGGGCAACAAAUGGUCUGCUAUUGCUGCUCGAUUACCCGGAAGAACGGACAACGAAAUCAAGAACUACUGGAACACCCACAUUCGAAAGAGGCUUCUCCGAAUGGGAAUCGAUCCGGUGACUCACAGUCCGAGAUUGGAUCUUCUCGACAUCUCCUCCAUUCUAAACUCUUCUCUCUACAACUCAUCUCAGAUGAACAUGUCGAGGUAUAUUGGGUUCCAACCACUGGUCAACCCCGAGCUUCUCAGGCUCGCUACUUCACUGCUUUCGUCGCAACGAGAAACUUAUAAUCACAAUUACAUCCACCAAAAUGCUCAUGAGAACCAGCUCUGCCAUCCCCAAAUGAUUCAGCACCUAGUCCAAUCCAACCAGAAUGUUCAAAACCCAGUUGAGGACAUUCCUUGUGUUCAAUUCCCUAAUGAAUCGCAACUGGGCGAGCCCAUUAAUGGUGAUCUGUCCAAUAUUACAACUUUUAGCUCCCCAAGUUCUCAAAUAAGCGAAUGGCAACAAAGCAGUGCUAAUACUGGAAUGCCUUCCAGUUAUACCGAAGACUAUGUUCCUUUACCAAGUUACAGCACGUAUUAUGGCUCUGAUCAGACUCUACUAGAUCCUUCCUCUGAAACCUCGACCUUUCAGUCCAACAACAGCAAUCAGAAUUUCGGCUUCGCUUCCGUUUUGUCGACGCCGUCUUCGAGUCCACCGCCAUUGAACUCGAAUUCGACGACGACGACGACGUAUAAUUUCAACAACAGCACCGAAGAUGAACGUGAAAGCUAUUGCAGCAGCAUGUUGAAGUUUGAAAUCCAAGACAUAUUGGAUGUUAAUGAAUUCAUAGGAAAUUUGUAGUCUCAUCUCUUGAAAAGAGGGAUUAAAACUGAUUUCCAAAAUUUAGAGAGAAGGGAAUUUGGUACUGUUGAUAACGUGUAAAAUUUCCUAUAUUAGUUAAUUUGUUUUCCAUUUUUCUUUAAUUGAAGUCUCGCUAGUACUGUGUA